UAGUCUGGGUCAACAAAAUUUGGUUUGUUUCAUUGAUACAUCACAAAUUAAUCAAGAGAUUCUGUUGCUCAUAGGUUUGGAAAAGGCAAAUAUUUCCAAUCAGUUUUCAAAAACUGUUAUUCUCAUCAGUAAUUUACUAUAUUACAAGAUGAAACUACCUCUCAACUAUUGUUUCGAUUCAGAUAAAUAAUAAGUGGAGUAAAGUGAAGUAGCCUAGAUGUGUGUUAGGACUUAAAAUGAUAGUUGUUUGAUGAAAGUUACUGACUACAGUCUAGAAAAAUGUUGAAAGCUAAGAAUUGUUCUCUAUUAUUGUGUAGAAGUAAGCAUACAGGAAAGGUGAUUGCUAUCCGGAGGGAGGACCAGUCAGUAUGGGAGCGCAGAGCAGCUUUGGCUCCAACAAACGUCCGCCAGCUGGUGCGUCAAGGUGUCAAGGUCAUCGUUCAACCGUCCAAUCGCAGGGCUUAUCCUGUACAGAGCUACAUAAAUGCGGGCGCCGUAAUCCAGGAGGACAUAUCGGAGGCGUCGGUGAUAUUCGGCGUGAAGCAAGUGCCCGUCGACUUGCUUCUUCCCGACAGGACCUACUGCAUGUUUUCACACACCAUCAAGGCACAAGAGUCCAAUAUGCCUCUUCUCGACGCUGUUAUUGAAAAGAACAUUCGAUUGAUCGACUACGAGAAAUUGAUCGACGAGCAAGGUCGACGAGUUGUGGCGUUUGGGAAGUACGCUGGAGUUGCUGGCAUGGUCAACAUCCUUCAUGGUAUAGGACUCAGGCUGCUGGCUCUGGGGCAUCAUACACCAUUCAUGCAUGUUGGUCCGGCGCACAACUAUCGUAACUCGUCAAUGGCCAGACAAGCAAUCAGAGAUGCCGGCUAUGAAAUAGCCCUAGGAAUGAUGCCAAAAUCUAUCGGACCUCUUACCUUCGUUUUUACUGGGUCAGGUAAUGUGUCACAAGGUGCUCAAGAAGUGUUUCAAGAAUUACCUCACGAGUAUGUACCACCAGAAAUGCUGUCCAAAGUUGCUAAUCAUGGAGCAACCACGAAAGUGUACGGUUGUGAAGUGAGAAGGAGACAUCAUUUGGAGAGAAAAGAGGGAGGGGGGUAUGAUCGCUUCGAGUACGAACAACAUCCAUCCAAAUACAUCUCAACAUUCAGCAAAAAGAUCGCCCCACACACGUCAGUCUUAAUAAACGGAAUUUAUUGGGCAGUUGAUUCUCCCAAACUGUUGACGCUACCCGAUGCUAAAAACCUUCUCAGACCAGCACACACACCAUGGCUACCAACCUCUGAAGGCGCCCCACCGUUACCCCAUCGAAUGCUUGGCAUAUGUGACAUCAGUGCAGAUCCGGGUGGUUCCAUUGAAUUCAUGAACGAGUGCACAACUAUUGAUACGCCAUUUUGUUUGUAUGAUGCUGACAGAAACAAAGAUUUCAAAAGCUUCAAAGGACCAGGUGUUCUAGUAUGUUCCAUUGAUAAUAUGCCAACACAAUUACCGCGAGAAUCAACUGACUUUUUCGGAGACCUCGUACUUCCCUAUACAUUUGAUAUUCUACAGUCGGACGCUACAAAACCCUUGGAAGUGCACAACUUCAAUCCUUCCGUAGAAGCAGCAAUCAUAGCAAGUAACGGAAAAUUGACUCCAAACUUCCAAUACAUCCAGGAGCUGAGGAAUUUGAACCAACGCAGUCGGCAUAAAUACACAAUGGCUGAGGAUGACGGCGACCAAUCGAAGAAUGUUCUGGUGCUGGGAGCUGGACGCGUGUGCUCUCCUCUAAUCGAGUACUUGAACAGAGAAGGACAGAUCAACAUCAAAAUAGGCUCACUGCUGCGAGACGAAAUGGACAGCAUGUCGGAAAAAUAUCCUCGCGUCUCUUCAGUUCUGAUCGACGUUGAGAAGAGCAGCCGCGAACACCUAACCGAGGUAUUUAUUUGUCACUAUACAAAACAAAAAAUGCCAUUCAAAUGCUCAAUUUUAACGGUGGAAAUCAACGCAGGAGGAGACCUGAUGAAAAGUGCGCGCGCACUUGACUUCCUGCCCGGCUUUGCCCUGGAGGGAUUCGCCAACAGAGACAGCAUCCGAUAUGCCGAACUCUACGGCAUUGCCGCCGAAGCUCACACUCCGGGUGCGAAGUUCCGGGAUAUCUUACCCAAUAACCUUGAUAGCUUUGGUGCAAAGGACUUUGUCAUAAUUCAAGCCAGCUCAAAUCAUGUAAGCAAGAAUGAGGCUGACGAUGUUCUAAUAGCGUUGCGACGGAGUUUGGCGGCACUGGCAGUGGAAGCCGGUGUGACAGUGGUGAACGAGAUCGGACUGGACCCUGGCAUAGACCACCUGUUAGCCAUGGAGGUGAUUGACGAGGUGCAUGCCAAUGGUGGCAAGGUGGAGUCGUUUGUGUCCUACUGCGGAGGUCUGCCAGCUCCUGAGCACUCCGACAACCCACUUCGCUACAAAUUCAGCUGGAGUCCGCGUGGAGUGCUGCUCAACACGCUGGGACAGGCUAGGUUCCUGCUCAACUCAAAGACGGUGGAGAUCAACGCAGGAGGAGACCUGAUGAAAAGUGCGCGCGCACUUGACUUCCUGCCCGGCUUUGCCCUGGAGGGAUUCGCCAACCGAGACAGCAUUCGAUAUGCCGAACUCUACGGCAUUGCCGCCGAAGCUCACACUGUAUUCAGGGGCACUCUUCGUUUCAGUGGCUAUGUGAGAACAAUCCAAGCUCUGCAGAAACUUGGACUAAUUGAUCCGAAUCCUCAUCCAUGUCUACACCCCAAGGGACCGGAAAUAUCUUGGAGGGAAUUCAUCUGCUCACUAGUGGGACUGUCUCACUCGGACAUAUUCUACGAGAACCUUCUGAGCAAAGUGAGUGAUUGCGUGGGAGUGGACCAGUUGGCACCCCUCGAGGAUCUGGGCAUCCUGGACGACCACCCAGUCAUCAAAUACAACACACCACUCGAUACACUCAGCUUUUACUUGAGUAAUCGACUGGCUUACGGUGAAGGCGAGAGAGACGUGGUGAUUCUAAGACACGAGCUGGGCAUAGUGUGGCCGGGUGACAGGCGCGAGGAGCGGGGGGUGACCCUGGUGGAGUACGGAGACAUCAGCAACAACAUCACCGCCAUGGCGAGGACUGUCGGCCUCCCCGCUGCCAUUGCUGCCAAAAUGGUGCUUGAUGGUGAAAUCCAAGAGCAUGGCAUGGUGCUGCCUUUCACUCCCGACAUCUACAGACCAAUACUGUCACGGCUGCGAGCUGAAGGAAUAGUUUCAAAAGAAACCAUCAAGUCACUGUGAACAACCAUGUCAGGAACUGUGAUAUAAUGCUUCCAAAACGUUUAAUUUAUUGUACAAACAUUAUCUACUCUACAUAAUUGAACAAACAUUAAUAGAAAAAAAUCUUGGAAAAGCUGACGUAUUAGGCUACGGUAUUUUAUUAUAUCUUCAAUAUCUUUUUGUUUAUUUUUUGUAGUGCAAUGUACUAUUGCAGCUGCUGCAUUAAACGCAUUCCAUUACCCCAUUUAUCAAUAAAGUUUGUUCUCAAAUGAAGUGAGAAAUCUUACUGUUUGUUUUAAAUAAUAAUAAUAAUAAUAAUAAUAAUACUCAAUAAUAAUAAUAAUAAUAAUAAUAAUAAUAUAUAUAUAUAUAUAUAAUAUAUAUAUAUAUAUAUAUAUAUAUAUAUAUAUAUAUAUAUAUAUUAUAUAUAUAUAUCAUAAUAAUUCGUGGAUAACAAUCAUGAAAAUAAUGUGUAUAGAGUGUAUAGCAAAGGGUUAUCUUUGAUCUUCGAGCAAUGGAAAAAAUGGUCAGAGUAAAUUAAAUAUACAAUAUAACUCUUUAAAUAUACCGAUAUGAUAUUA
Nilaparvata lugens (brown planthopper) is the source of this 3839-nucleotide messenger RNA. It is a transcript of the gene LKRSDH, whose product is annotated as alpha-aminoadipic semialdehyde synthase, mitochondrial. The coding region runs from base 280 to 3279 and encodes 999 amino acids. The transcript is spliced from 21 exons. Gene Ontology annotation, molecular function: saccharopine dehydrogenase activity. The record is from RefSeq and is a predicted model, not a curated record. Gene Ontology annotation, cellular component: cytoplasm. NCBI's taxonomy places the organism in Eukaryota, Metazoa, Arthropoda, Insecta, Hemiptera, Delphacidae.